Messenger RNA from Lachancea lanzarotensis, 672 nucleotides. Its product is annotated as LALA0S02e01134g1_1. Gene Ontology annotation, molecular function: phosphatase activity. The record is from RefSeq and is a predicted model, not a curated record. The coding region runs from base 1 to 672 and encodes 223 amino acids. The transcript has a single exon. Lineage: Eukaryota; Fungi; Ascomycota; Saccharomycetes; Saccharomycetales; Saccharomycetaceae.
AUGGAUGGACUCUUGAUCAACACCGAAGAUCUAUACACUGUGGUAACAAAUGAAGUUUUGGCAGAGUUUGGUAAGGGGCCCUUGACGUGGGAUGUGAAGAUUCAGCUCCAGGGCCUUCCUGGACCUCAGGCUGCAACCAAAGUCUUAAACCACUAUCAACUACCUUUGACUUUAGCAGAGCUCGAUGAAAAAACCAUCGAGUUGCAGCUUAAGAAGUGGCCAACCUGUUCCUUUCUGCCUGGAGCACUGGAAUUGAUCAGGUAUCUGCAUUCCAAAGGAGUGCCCAUCGCCUUAUGUACGUCAUCGGCGAAACACAAGUAUGAAGGGAAAACUGGUCACUUGAAGCAAGGUUUCGAGCUAUUCGACGUUAUCAUUACUGGUGAUGACCCUCGUAUCCCACCGGGAAGGGGCAAACCUUUUCCUGAUAUCUGGCAGAUCGGGCUCGCUGAAAUAAACGAGAAGACUGGAUCCAACAUCCGUCCCGAAGAAUGUAUCAUAUUCGAAGAUGGCUUACCAGGAGUUGCUUCAGCCAAGGCUGCAGGAGCGUAUGUUGUGUGGGUGCCUCAUCCGGAUGCUCUAGAAGUUUUGGGAGACACCGAGGCUGUGAUUAGCGGCAAGGGUGAGGUCUUGAACUCUCUAGCCCAAUUAGACAAGGCUAAAUUUGGAUUAUAA